Chiloscyllium plagiosum (whitespotted bambooshark) is the source of this 1196-nucleotide messenger RNA. Lineage: Eukaryota; Metazoa; Chordata; Chondrichthyes; Orectolobiformes; Hemiscylliidae. The record is from RefSeq and is a predicted model, not a curated record.
GAGGGAAGCAGAGAACAGAAAUCAUCUUCACCAAUCCAUUUGGUCAAAAUGAAAAACUUUCUCUUCAUUUUUGCUGCAGUCCAGAUCCUCUCCUGUUCUGGAGGAUCACGUGAAAAUUCUACUUUCCCAGAGGUACAGGAAGUACUAACUGCAACGGUUAUAGCAGUGAAUGAAGAUUCUACACUUAAUAACUACCUUCCUGUGGCAAAUGGUGAAGUAAAUGAAACUGCUACCUCUAAAAUCCAGGUCACAUUUGAAGGCACUGUAAUUCCAAAGCCUGAGCUGCAAAUUAGUAACAUCAACGUGAAAUCAUCCACAUUGAAUGGGACCAACGGAACAACAACUUCAACAACAAUUCCGAGCCCAACAUCGACACCAAACACAACAUCGACACCAAACACAACAUCCACACCAAACACAACAUCCACACCAAACAUAACAUUGACACCGAUCACAGCAUUGACACCAAACACAACAUCGACUGCAACCUCACAGAGCACACUAACAACAACGCCAACAAUAGCUCCCACAGACCCACCAUCAGAAAGCAAUGAAUCCUCAUCGGAAAGCAGUGACUCCUCGUCGGGAAGCAAUGACUCAUCAGUGGAAUGCAGUGGUUGGGGAAUUGGCAGACGACAUUGCAGGAAGAGGAAGAGAGGGAACAGACGAGGGUGGGACAGCAGAAGAAGGUGGAGAUGGAGUCGGAGACGGAGAUCUAGGUCCCGCAAUAGGAGAGGGAUAUCUGGCAAUGCAUUUGCAGAAGCAAUUACACCCACAACUCACAGGUUUCUUAGGAACACUGAAGAGUAAAUGGUGAUACCAGGCCUCAAAGGAAAGUGAUAAAUGGAAGGAAAUUCCACAUGGCUCAAAAUGUUUCAUUUUAAAAUAUAUUUUAUGUUUAAUUCUAAAAAAAUAGUUUGCUGUUUAGCUAUUAUUUCUUGCAAUAAAUUUUAUGCUGGCGUUGAUAUAAUCAGUACUCAGCAAUGCGCUAAUACAAUAUCCCAUGGCAUAUAUUCUCCACGAGGUGUCGAUGUGAAUCUAAAUAAUAAACAGAAUGUUGCUGUCCGACAACCAUAUCUCUCGCGGAGCUUCCAAUUCUCUAUGCAGUCUGAAGCCAUUUAAACAUAUUGUAACUAUUACUUGGCAUGGUUAACAAUCUGUAUUUUGUCUUGACCAGAAAUAAACUCUAGUUAACA